CCUCCUAUCACCGCCACGAACCCUUCAUUUUCCGAAGGUCGGCGAUUUUCGUCAUCAGAACUAGGAUUCACGCCUUCUGGGACGCUUUGAUAACCACUAAAUACUUAGGUGGGCAGGUAUAGUUGCUCACUUAAGUGUGGUAGUAUCGAAAAGUGCAUUUACGGAUACCUGCCUGACCUACAAGGGUCUCUGUCGAACGCGAUAAACACCUCCAACCUCCAACCAGCCGCAAAAAGAUGGUGGUUAAUUCGCUUACACGUCACUAGUUCAGCUUUCCAGAAAUAGUCAGGAUAUGCCUUUUUAUUGAGUGGGGAACCAGGGGCCUAAACCAAUCAACAGUCACAAAUUUAUUAAGAAAACCACCUAUAGGCCAGCUGAGUUAAGCUGAAUUUCUGCACUUUGCUGUCCUAUUGUUCCCUUUCUGCCGACUUACAGGUAACUAAGUACCUUCUAAAGUAGCAGGCAGAAAUAAGAGCCGCAUUUGAUCAUGGCAUAUAAGGAAGGUCUUGGGUGGCCCCCAAGAGGGUAUAAUCUUCAACUCAACCAAGAUUCCCUCGUUUUACCCCAUAACAUACCUUAUACGCGCGCGCACUUGUGUGGAGCUUGUCCUAUCGGGCAUACAGAUCACCAUGAGCCAAACCAGCGUCAAAGAAGGACUUCAGUCCAAGGAGGAACCCAUCCUAGCCAGAGAAAACCCUGAGGACCAGAAACCAAGAUACACAUACUUCAGUAACAAACAUCAAAUCAUCGAACUCUUUCAAAAAUUCCUUGGACGAUGGGUUCUUACUUCGGUGAUUUGUGCUGCCUUCAUUGUUGUCUUGAAGCAGUAUGAUCAGAAGCCAUAUCUAGACGACGACACCGCGCAUAUUUACAACGCCUUGACAUCAGGACUUACUAUUUGUUUAUCGUUGAAUAUCGACGCCAGCCUGAACGAGCUCGCAAGUGUAUUGAAAUGGGCAAUGUUGGCUGCCAGACCUUUCCACCCUGCUGUCUUUGAGCUCACCCUCGCUCUUGAUAGCUCAAAAUUUAACGCGAUCAAAUUACUCUUCCGACGUAGUGGUGUGGUCUGGUGGUUGCGACUAUUCUGUCUCUUCUGGAUUUUCAUUACUCUCGCAGCCCAGGUCGGUACAGCGCUCGUUGGCCUUACUUACUCGGUGAUUUCGCUUUCACCAGACAAGCACGACUUCCCAGAGCCGGUCGGGAACGGAUUCUCAGCCAGUUUUACGCAAAUCGAGUCCUUCUCCUUCACGAUUGACCGUGAUACGCUUAUCGGAUCACUAUCAGGGGACACUUUAUCCCUACAGCGUUCUACCGCCUUUGCUUACGGUCUCGGUGCUAUUAACUCCGCUGUCUAUUUUCUUGACGAGGUUGACGGUUUAUCCUACCACUCUUCGACGUUCAAUAGCGAGAACUCUAGUUACAUAAGCGGGAUCUCGAACUACCCAGAUUGGGCAGCGAAUAGUUUAACACAAUGGAACGCCAUUGGACGAGGUGUCAAUAAUUAUGCUGAGUGUGACGUUAUGGGCAACGUCGAGAUCAACAACUCGUCAGAUACUACUACCAUUAGCUUCGACGGAUAUAACGGAACGCAAGACUUUACCAUACCCCAAAAUCCCCUCAAAUAUGCAACAUACAUCUCAGACACCUCGCUUUCCUGCGGCACACGGUGUACACAAGUCCAUGUUAUACUCUCUCUGAAUGAGGUUCCGACUGUGUUCACGUGCAAUAGUACUGUGGGCUGGAUGUAUGAUUGGAUUACUGAUGACUGGAUCACAGAUGGGGAUUUCUCCAUGCCUGAUACCCAAGCUCAGAUUCUAGCUGGUGCUAUUGGCUGGGGAGACAUCGAGGUCAAUAGUUCCCUCGACGCACAAUCUACUCUCGGUCGUUUUCAAGCCUCAAGCUUUGAUAAUGGGUCAUACUGGGCCCCAUUAUCAACCCUAAGCCCCGAGAGUAUGGCCAACUGGUACGUCGCGCACUUCACGGCUGCUGCGAUCGAGUCCAUAGAAGAUUACGGUCUUACUUCCAACUUCACCAAUAUAGUCGUCCCUGGUGUGGCGCAACAAUUAGACGUGAAGUGGUCUUACAGCAUCCUCGUUCUUGCGAUAAUACCUGGUGUUCAAGCUCUCUUGGCCCUAGCCUGUAUUGCUAUAUUGUACUGGCGACGAGUACCAGCUCACAAUGACUCUCACUUUGCCAUGGCAGCACUUCUUGGACCCGUUGUAUCGCGUAUCAAUCCGUACAGCUUGGAAAGUGGAAGCAACAUCGCAAACGACAUUAAAGUACCUCAGAUCUAUAUGCCAGAACACGAGCCCACUAGGAGAGUUAAAAUCGGCACAGGGCCGGAAUGGGAGGCGUUCGGAGAUAAAAAACCGAUAUUUCAAGAUGAAAAAUAUUUUUAGAAGCACUGGUCGGGUUCAUGCACGUUAUUAGGGGCAGAACAUGGAGGUGGUGUAUUCAACACAAUUGCUUGAUAAUUAUGGGACAUAUUAACGGGAGAAUUUGAUCAUUUACAUCGAGGUGGAAUAAAAUACUCAGACUUUCCUUAUUAAUUAUUCCCCCUUACGCGCUUGAGUAUUUUUCUGGCUUGGGCAAAGGCAUUAAAUGCCAUGAGGAUUAAUUUAGGAGUUAAUUAGGUAGUUAGGUCAAAUCGAUCUGUUUGUAGCUUAUUUAGUAGCAUACAUGAAGAAUCAACAGUUUGUCACCA
Molecule: messenger RNA, 2704 nt
Organism: Hypoxylon trugodes
Lineage: Eukaryota; Fungi; Ascomycota; Sordariomycetes; Xylariales; Hypoxylaceae
Exons: 2
Coding region: 630-2399 (589 amino acids)
Source: RefSeq, a predicted model, not a curated record